Messenger RNA from Hippoglossus stenolepis (Pacific halibut), 2358 nucleotides. RefSeq names its product lactosylceramide 1,3-N-acetyl-beta-D-glucosaminyltransferase A. Lineage: Eukaryota; Metazoa; Chordata; Actinopteri; Pleuronectiformes; Pleuronectidae. Bases 549 to 1712 code for a protein of 387 amino acids. Gene Ontology annotation, biological process: brain development. The record is from RefSeq and is a predicted model, not a curated record. The transcript is spliced from 2 exons. Gene Ontology annotation, cellular component: membrane.
GCGUGGUUUACACCCCACUCUGAAAUAGGGACGGAGGGAAGAAUCGAGCCGGCAGCUGAUUCGUUUGCAGGCAGGGAAGUUAGAGUCCACACACUGAUGGUAGAGGAAAGAUCAGAGAAUAACACACACGGAGUUUGGCAGGUAUUCUCACGCACACAUGCGCACACACACACACACACACACACCUCCUUCCACACUGUGACACUAAAGGACUGAGCCCUGCAGAUUGGUCUGUGUUCCACCUCCUGUCAUCUGAGGGAAAACUCCAAGAAGAGAGAGCGUAGAAGUCAGACUGCUGCUGCUGCCUCUGUGUUGGAUUCACUUGUUUUGCCGCAGACCCAGUGACUCCCAUCACCGCCCGUGCCUCCUGCUGGAUGUGGACAGCCUAGGAUGGAAGACCCACCACAAGCUGCUCUGAGGCACUGCAACACUACACGCUCAACCCCCGCAACUUUGGUCGUCUUGUCUCCUCCUCAGACGCCGACACAACCAGCUGCUUCGCCGCCAUCGCUUGUCAGACCACCACCACGGCGUGACGAGAUUCCAGGAUGUUUUUGAGGUUCCGCCGAUUACGGAGAUGCCAAUGUGUGCAGCUGAUGACCACCUGCCUGGUGCUGUCAGUGGUGAUGGUCUGCUGGGAGCAGCUGGACAACAGUGUUGUCAGUCACGUCAAGUCCUACUCCUACCGCUACCUGGUCAAUCGCUUCUCCUACAUCAACAAGAGCUUCACCAUCCCACGUGAGCAGGCAAGAAGCUUCAGCAACUUCCGCUACCUGCUGGAUCACCCGGACAAGUGUGCUAACAAGGACGUCCUCCUCCUGCUCUUUGUCAAAACGUCCCCAGGGAACACUGAGAGGCGUAAAGCCAUCAGAUCCACCUGGGGUAAUGAGACCUACAUCCAAAACACCUUGGGAGUGACUGUCAGGGUGGUGUUUGCCUUAGGAGCGCCUCGGACCAAGACGGAAGAGCCUUCUUGGAGGAAAAGGAGUAGGGUGGGCCUCCAGGAGCAGCUCAUCCAUGAGGACCGUCUCCAUGGUGAUUUGAUCCAACAGGACUUCUUAGACUCUUUCCACAACCUGACCCUAAAGCUGAUCCUACAGUUCCACUGGAUGCACAGCCGCUGUGCACACGCCCGCUUCCUCAUGACUGCCGACGACGACAUCUUCGUCCACAUGCCCAACCUGGUGAGCUAUCUGCAGGACAUGAGCAGCAGAGGCGUCACAAACUUCUGGAUCGGUCGAGUGCACAGAGGGGCACCGCCCAUCCGCAGAAAAGACAGCAAGUACUACGUGCCCUUCGAGAUGUACCCGUGGUUGUCGUAUCCUGACUACACGGCAGGGGCUGGGUAUGUUGUCUCCAGCGACGUAGCAGACAAAAUCUAUCAGGCCACACUGACCCUGAACGCCUCUCUUUACAUAGACGAUGUGUUCAUGGGCAUCUGCGCCAAUGCCGUCGGUGUGACCCCACAAGAUCAUGUCUAUUUCUCGGGGGAGGGCAAGGCGCCUUACCACAUGUGUAUCUAUGACCAGAUGAUGACCUCACAUGGUCACGUGGAGAAUAUCUAUGACUUGUGGAAGGCCGCGACACGCCCACAGGUGAAACAGUGGACCUCUGGAGUCGUAGGUAGGCUGUACUGCACGGCCGUGAAAAUGGCUCUUCUUUGUAAACCUUACUAUGUCAACACAUACCCCUGCAAAGCAGCCUUUUUGUAGUACACCUGAAUAGGUGUUUGUGUGUGUCAGUAUGUGACAGAGAGCGAAAGCGUGUGUCAUGGAGUGUGUCUGUGCAACAUAAUGAAAUGACGAACAUCACUGCGAAUAUUACCUCAGUCCUUUCGGACACCAGCGUCUGUCAAAAGACUGGAAACAUGGUGUGUGUGAGGAAAAGAGGUCACAUGAUUUAUCUCUGUUAGUGGGACAUCACCAAAAUAACAAUGACCACUGGUACAACAAUGCACUGACACUGGUGUUGGACUGACUGCAGAAUGUGAUGAAAAACCAGGCACUCUAAUCACGGCUCACUCUCAUUUACCUGCUUUAUUACAUUGAGAGUGAAAUAAUUACAUUUUUCUAAAAGUGUUUUAAACCCCUGACUGCCCAAUAAGGAGAUCUGUUUUUCUAAACUGAUGGUGCAAAACAUUUGGCUUGUGGUCAUGAUCACUUAUUGAAGGAAAAAAACAGUCAGAUCUAAAACUGCCUCCAUGACGUGUAACGGAUAACGUGUAACUGAGAAGACUUCCUGUGCAGUAAUGACAAGCUACGAAGUUAAGUAUGUUAUAGGGGGUUUCUUUUUUUUGUAAUGGCAUUAGUGAUUUUUUUAAUGAAAUAAAAUCCACACUCUGUUUCAAGUGACAAAAGA